Molecule: messenger RNA, 3689 nt
Organism: Talpa occidentalis (Iberian mole)
Lineage: Eukaryota; Metazoa; Chordata; Mammalia; Eulipotyphla; Talpidae
Gene: PIGM
Product: phosphatidylinositol glycan anchor biosynthesis class M
Exons: 1
Coding region: 40-1305 (421 amino acids)
Biological process (GO): GPI anchor biosynthetic process
Cellular component (GO): membrane; glycosylphosphatidylinositol-mannosyltransferase I complex
Molecular function (GO): alpha-1,4-mannosyltransferase activity; GPI mannosyltransferase activity
Source: RefSeq, a predicted model, not a curated record
CGGAGGCCGUCGGCCCCGGCUGAGGACUGUGGGCGCGCCAUGCGCCGCGGGGGGCACUCGGCCGAGCGGCGUCUCCAGCUGCCAGUGUCCCCCGCUGGUAUAUUCGGCCUGGCCUUUGCGGCGCGGGUGGCCCUGGUCUUCUAUGGCGUCCUGCAGGACCGCGCGCUGCGCCUGCGCUACACCGACAUCGACUACCAGGUCUUCUCCGACGCCGCGCACUUCAUGGCCGCAGGCCGCUCCCCGUACCUGCGCGCCACCUAUCGCUACACGCCGCUGCUCGGCUGGCUGCUGGUGCCCGGCGUGCACCUGGGCCCGCUCUUUGGCAAGUUUCUCUUCAUCAGCGGGGACAUGGUGGCCGCCUUCUUGCUGUACCGCUUGCUGCGCUGCCGCGGCUUAGGUCGCCGCGGCGCUUGCGGCUACUGCGUCUUCUGGCUGCUCAACCCGCUGCCCAUGACCGUGUCCAGCCGCGGCAACGCCGACUCGCUGGUGGUCUGCCUGGUGCUGGCGGCGCUUUACCUCCUCGAGAAGCGACUGGUCGCCUGCGCCGCCGUGGCUUACGGGUUCGCGGUGCACAUGAAGUUGUACCCGGUGACCUACAUCCUGCCCAUCGCCCUUCACCUGCUGCCGGAGCGCGGUGACGGCUCGCGGCCGGCCCCGUGUUCACUCCAGGCCCGCCUGUACGAGUUCCUGAAGCGGCUGGGCAGUCGGUCCGUGCUGCUCUUUGUGGCGGUGACUGGGCUCACAUUUUUUGCCCUGACCUUCGGGUUUUACUAUCAGUACGGCUGGGAAUUUUUGGAGCACACCUACUUGUAUCACCUAACCAGGCGGGACAUCCGGCACAACUUUUCCCCAUACUUCUACAUGCUGUACCUGACGGCGGAGAGCAAGUGGAGUUUCACCUUGGGCAUGGCCGCCUUCCUCCCACAGUUAAUCUUGCUGUCAGCAGUGUCUUUCGCCUAUUACAGGGACCUUGUCUUUUGUUGUUUUCUUCACACGUCUAUUUUUGUGACUUUUAACAAAGUCUGCACCUCCCAGUACUUUCUGUGGUACCUCUGCCUUCUGCCCCUUGUGAUGCCGCUAGUGCGAAUGCCUUGGAGGCGAGCUGUACUGCUGCUGCUGCUGUGGUUUAUGGGGCAGGCCCAGUGGCUGGCUCCCGCAUAUGGGCUGGAGUUUCAAGGAAAGAACACCUUUCUCUUUAUUUGGAUAGCUGGUUUGUUCUUCCUUCUUAUCAACUGUUCCAUCCUAAUUCAAAUUAUUUCCCACUACAAGGGGAAACCCCUAAUAGAGAGGAUCAAAUAUGACUAAAACGUCCUCCAAUUACUCUGCUACUUAUAUCUAUUAUGCUCUGAUCUGUAUGGACCAGAGAGGAGCUUUGGAGAGUUUUUAAAACAUCCUAAGCACUCUACAGAAUUGCUCUGUUUGGAGCAUAAAAUCCUGUUGCGACAAAUUAAAACGAAUGUUUGCCUCAUAUAUAAAUGGGACUCUGAUUGAGGUUCCCUCUCUCGGAAGUCUUAGGGCUGAUCUACCUAGGACAUGAUGAAAAAUAAAGGUUAUCUAUUUGAAAAUGGGUAGGCUGAUCAAAGUUGCAGGUGCCAAAAAGUUUUUGUAGAAAAAUAGAAGAAUAUAGUCAGAGAGGUAAGGUCUCUGCCAGUAUUUGUUCUUACAUUCUGCUGCUGUUUGAAUCUGUCUUUAUCUUUUAACACCAACGUUUUCUUUUUAAAGCUUUCCUAAUGCUGUGAAAAUUCACAAAGUGUUUCUAAAGUACAACUUUUUGAUAUAAAUUAUUACAUUCUACUGUGCUCAGGUUGGGAAAGUUAAUUUUGUAUAAAGUGGGGUCUUAUGAGAUAAAGAAUCCCCAAAACUUAAGUAGUCAUGUUUCAUGUAUUUGUUUUAUAACCUAGUUUUUCAGGACUUAAUCUCCUAAUAUUCAACUACCAUUUGGUUUUAUACAGAAAGGAUUAAAUUUCAAUUUAAGCUUGAGUUUAAAACUUUAAACUUGAGUCUUUGCAUAUUUUAAAAUAACAUCUUGCUUUUGAUAUUUGAGUUCCACUGUUAGAACCUUUAGUGUUCUUCUAUACCUGUUUUUAAUUUUUUGAUUGCUAGAGUAAUAUUUUUCAUCUAGAAUAAAGUGUUAUCUUUGUUGUGAAAGUAAUAUUAGUAGAUUUUAACUAUUAAAAAGUUAAAGUAUUAGACAUUUCCCAGCUUAACAGUAACCCACUUGUGAAAAUUCCGUGAUGGAAAUGGAGGCCUGUACGGGAACUCCUAGAAGCAUAGGAAGCAUCUUAAGUAGCCAUUCACCUUCAAAACCAGAAAAUGGUCUUGGAAAUGAUGCUUUGGUGCACAGGUCCAUUCCCUUACUAUUACAAUAUUUCUGGGAGAAUAAUGCUUUCUGAGUUUCAAACAAGCAACCAAAAAAAAUCUUAACAUAGCCCUAUAGGUUGAGGACUCCCUAACACAAUAGUAUUAUGAGUUUGACUUUAUGAUUGUGGUUUUAAAAGGUAAGUAUUCUCGGGCCUCUCUGGUGGCGCAAGGGAUUCAGCACUGCACUAUGAGGUGAUCCGCAGCCUCUGCAGCAUGAGUUCAUCCCCGGCCGGCCAGGGAGAAACCACAUGGCGAAGCAGACCUCUCCUGUCUCUCCCGCUGCUCCCCUCAGCAGUGUGUUUCAGUCAGUCUGCCUGUUCUGUUCCCCACUCUGUCUCUGGUAAAUCCUCUCACCCCCCACAUCUCUGACCUGUACCCCAGCUCUUGUAUGCAUAAAUAAAUAAAUCUUUUAGAAAAAAAAGAUAAGUACUUUCACAUUUUUUUUAAGAUUUAUUUAUUUAUUUAUUUAUUUAUUUAUUUAUUUAUACAAGCACUGGGUACAGUCAGAAGCACAGGACGGUGAGAGAAUUCACCAGAGCCAGAGUGAGUACUUUCACAUUUUUAAAAGAAAGAGUUCCAGAGAAUUGGUAUAGCUCAUGUCAGUUCAUGUUGGGGGCUCAAAAGCCUUUGAGAAGAUGUCUGCACACUGGUCAUAAUUAAGAAAACUUCCUGCAGCACUUCUUUGAUAACUUUUAGGACCUGCUACUAGAAAGAAGGGAAGAAUGGGUGGGUUUGCAUGGGUUACUGUUGCAGUGAAAAUACCAGACAACUGUGUGUUAACAGUGACCUUUCUUAGAAUAUCUAGUCUUAUCACACUGCAGGUCUUACCAUCAGGGCUGUUGGUAUAUGACUUCACUUGUGACCUUCCAACCACUACAUUCUUAUCUUUCUUUUUCAUUCUUUUGCCAUUAAUAACUUAGAACUUUUUCUUUUCUUUUCUUUUUUUUUUUUUUUUUUGUAGAACAGCUGUGGGAAACAAAUAGAAUUCUAACUUUCCAAUAUAAUUGUCUUUUUUGGUGUUCCUAACUUUUUAAAAUCAUAAGUAUAUUUACUUAAUUUGCUUUUACUUUAGCUUUCUUUGUUAUGACUUACUCAUACUUAUAUUGAAAUUGCUGGAUAUGGGCCUCCCUCGGUGGCAUAGGCGCUUGAGUGCCUGCGCUGUGAAGCUGUCCGCAGCCUCUGCAGCGCCAGUUCGAUCCUGGUCAGCCUGCGAGAAUCCCACAUGGUGGGGCAGACCUCUCCUGUCUUGCCUGCUGCUCCCUACGCAGUGUAUUUCGUCAGUCUGUCCUGUUCCCUGCUCUGUCUCUGGUGAAUCCUCUCACCACCAC